This is a messenger RNA of Kogia breviceps (pygmy sperm whale), 2002 nucleotides long. It is a transcript of the gene C3H15orf62, whose product is annotated as chromosome 3 C15orf62 homolog. Gene Ontology annotation, molecular function: small GTPase binding. The record is from RefSeq and is a predicted model, not a curated record. Gene Ontology annotation, biological process: positive regulation of actin filament polymerization; regulation of cell shape; positive regulation of pseudopodium assembly. Lineage: Eukaryota; Metazoa; Chordata; Mammalia; Artiodactyla; Physeteridae. Gene Ontology annotation, cellular component: membrane; cytoplasm.
CCACCUGACUGAGUCAGCCGAAGACAACAACACGUCUCCACAGACAUGCACUGGCACAAACAGCCAAGCCACUAAUCAGCCUGGGAGCCAGCAGCGGAGAGGCCAGCCUCUGGCAGGGCCAGGGAGAGGGCAAGGAGCCACCCCGGAUCGCGCCGCAGCUGCCCCCGCUCCGGCUCCACGGAGUGGAGUGCUGUUUCUUCCUCCUGGGGUUUUUCCACUGCCCUAUCAAGUAACCAGGCCACUCCUGUCCCUCUGGGAAACUCCCGUCGCCAGCAACUCAGCUUUUUCGGCUCUCCUGGACACGCGGCCGAAGGUCCCCGCUGAGCAGAAACCCGGAGGCCUCUGCUUUUGCCAGCAAAGGCGGCCUCCCUGAUUCUCGCCGUUCACUGCUCCAGCGGGACCAGAUGGCCCCCAACUGCCCUUGAACCGGGCUUCUGAGGUACCAGGCUUGUCUGCUGGCUCCCCAGGGCCCCAUGGAGAUCUGGCGGAAAGGCUCCUUUCGCAGCGCCUCCUUCUUCAAGCGGCUGAGCCUGUGGCGGCCGCGGAGACUGCGGCGACAGGGCAGCAUGCUCAGCCAGGCCAGCACGGCUGGAGGGGACCACGAGGAGUACAGCAACCGAGAGGUCGUCCGGGAGCUGCGAGGGAGGCCAGAUGGCCGGCGCCUGCCACUGUGGGGGGACGAGCAGCCCCGGGCCACCCUGCUGGCCCCGCCCAAACCCCCUCGCCUCUACCGAGAAAGCUCCAGCUGCCCCAACAUCCCGGAGUCCUCGUCCACCUGUGCCGCAACCUAUUCUGCCACCCUGCCCUCCAUGUUCUCCCUGGCGGACGGCCUCCACCAAUACUCCGACGAGGACCUUUUGGACACGCCCCCCUUCCAGAGGACACCUGCUCCGGACGUCAGUGAUCCCUUCUUCUCCUUCAAAGUGGACCUGGGGAUUUCACUUCUUGAGGAAGUUCUACAGAUGCUGAGGGACCAAUUUCCCAAUGGAUUCUUAACCACCGCGCCACCAGGGAAGUCCCACGACGGAAUCUUCUACCUCCCCCCUCAACUCACAUUUACCAAGCCUCACUGUGGACCUGGCUACAAUGGCUCCUACAGGGAUGGCAGCCUCCAUUCAAGAACAUCACCCCAGGUCCUGGAGCCUUCCCACCUUCCAAGAGAAACCUGCUUGUGGCCCUGUUCCAGGCCAGCUGCUGUGACAAAUGCUUCUUUCAGGUCUCAGACUCACCACUUUGUUUUCUGUUCACUUUACUUACCUAAACUCUUCAGGUUUGUUUGUUUUUGAUGGAUGUACUGGGAUGGUAUAGGUACAUAAUAAAUAUAUGGAUGUGAAGCAGGCAAGAGGAAGGGGAGAAAAAUCGAGUAAAGAAUGCUUGGACCAAUCUUAUGGGGGUGAUGAAAAUGUUCUAAAAUUGAUUUAGAGUCAUAGUUGCACCAUUUGGUAAAUUUACUAAAAAUCACUGAAUUGUUCACUUGAAAUGGGUGGACGAUAUGAUAUACAAAAUAUAUGUUAAUAAAGUUGUUUUUUAAAAGACAAACGCCUGGAUCUCUUUGGAUCCUUCUGAGAGGAUUUCACAGAGUGAAAGCUCUGUGCAGAGCUGGGACGAAUGAAAAAGAUCCAAGACAGCAUGGCCAACAAGGACACUGACUGUACUCAUGUUGUGUGGGUUCAAAUCCUGGCUCCAGCAAGUUCUUAUCCUUUUGGUGCCUUAGCCUCUUUUGUCUAUAAAAAGUGGGUUUCAUAACACCCAGCUCCUUGGAUAGUUGUAAUAAUUAAAAGAGGCAGUAAAACAUCUGUCACCAGUGCUUAGCUAAUAGCACACCUAGUCACUGUUAUUAUUCCUAAGACUGUCCUUUAGGAGCCACCCCUGAGAACAGGGUUCUGCCCAGAGCCGGGGCCGCAAAGCUCUGAGUUGCUGGAACUGAAGCUGCAGGAGGAAAGGUGGGGGAGCUGCAGGAAAGCGGUCCAGGGAAACUGCAGGCUACCAGCACCACGAUGUC